GGGGACACACCUCUCACUGUGAUUGGCUGAUGUAUUUAUCUCUCCUUUGCAAGGCUGAAGGUGAAGUGGCAGUAUAAAUUACUGUCUUGUCUUCCUGGCCAAAAUGUCAUCCGGUGGACUUUUAAUCAUGCACGCUCAAAUUUGUAAACGCCUGGCUCACAAGUACCUCUCAAGAACCUACACAUCUCGGCCUUCGCUCAAUGAAGUUGUAAUUGUCAGCGCGGUCCGCACUCCGAUGGGCUCCUUCAAAGGCAGCCUGGCGGCAGUACCAGCCACCAAGCUGGGCUCCAUUGCCAUUAAGGGAGCCAUAGACAAAGCAGGAAUCCCUCUAGAAGAGGUGAAAGAAGUCUACAUGGGCAAUGUACUUCAGGCAGGAGAAGGACAGGCACCCACGAGACAAGCCUUGCUUGGAGCAGGCUUGACUCUCGGCACUCCAGCAACAACCAUCAACAAAGUCUGUGCCUCUGGGAUGAAGUCCAUCAUGAUGGCAGCUCAGAGUCUAAUGUGUGGACACCAGGAUGUGAUGGUGGCAGGAGGCAUGGAGAGCAUGUCCAAUGUACCAUAUGUGAUGUCCAGAGAGACUCCAUCCUACGGAGGAGUGAAGAUGGAAGACCUCAUUGUCAAAGAUGGACUCACUGAUGUCUACAACAAAUUCCACAUGGGCAACUGUGCGGAAAACACAGCUAAGACCUGCAACAUCACCAGAGAAGAGCAGGACGCCUUUGCCAUCGGCUCAUACAGCCGCAGCAAAGCAGCAUGCGAGUCUGGUGUGCUGGCCAAGGAGAUUGUGCCAGUUAGCAUUCCCCAGAGAGGCAAACCUGAUGUGGUGGUGUCUGAGGAUGAAGAGUGGAGGCGGGUCGAUUUCAGCAAAGUUCCCAAACUCAGGCCAGUGUUCCAGAAGGAGAACGGCACGGUGACAGCAGCCAAUGCCAGCACACUGAACGAUGGAGCAGCUGCUCUUGUUUUAAUGACAGCAGAUGCUGCAAAGAGACUCAACGUCACUCCACUGGCCAGGAUUGUCUCUUUUGCUGAUGCUGCAGUUGCACCCAUUGAUUUCCCCAUUGCUCCUGCAUAUGCUGUACCAAAGGUUCUGGAUGCAGCAGGGCUGAAGAAGGACGAUAUCGCCAUGUGGGAGAUCAAUGAGGCCUUCAGCGUGGUUGUGCUGGCCAACAUCAAGAUGUUGGAUAUCGACCCUGCAAAAGUUAACGUCAACGGGGGAGCCGUGUCACUGGGACACCCCAUUGGGAUGUCUGGGGCAAGAAUUGUGGGUCACAUGGUCCACAACCUGAAGUCAGGCCAGUACGGGCUGGCAGGCAUCUGCAAUGGAGGUGGUGGAGCUUCAUCUAUUCUGAUCCAGAAACUGUAGGCAACUUGAGACUUCUCUUUCCCCAGUACACGUAGCUGAUCCGUGCUGACAUCUUGUUGGCUCCACCUGGUUAAGAUCUCUGUACAACUUCAAUGCCAGUGGCCUUACUCAAGAAGCAAUGUGGGACUUGAAUCACGUGAUUUCCCCAGUCUUUAAAACACUCCUUUGUUUGAUAAAAAUUGAUUAAUAUUUAACUCUGAAGUCAAGUGGUUAAAUAAAUAGUUUUUUUGAAACCACUGUUGUGUUACUGAUUGAUUCUCGACUAUGGGGUUCACAGUCAUCAAAGGUUUGACCUAUAAUAAUUCACAUCAGAUACAAAUUAAAAUAAGUUUAUUCAAGUGUUGGCAGUGUAAUUUUCAAUUUGGCCACCAGAGGCUGCAAUUUCAGUUUAUGAUGUUAAAUGCACUUGAAUCAUGUUGCAGUGCUCAUGCUGCCUCUACAAAGCAGGUUUGAAUGUUUUCUGUAUAUUUGUUGUCAUCAUCUUUUUGUCAUUAGUUAUGAGUGAUUAAAGUUUGGUUUGAGAAAUUUU
Scatophagus argus is the source of this 1895-nucleotide messenger RNA. RefSeq names its product acetyl-CoA acetyltransferase 1 (gene acat1). The record is from RefSeq and is a predicted model, not a curated record. Gene Ontology annotation, molecular function: acetyl-CoA C-acetyltransferase activity. The transcript is spliced from 12 exons. Bases 104 to 1366 code for a protein of 420 amino acids. Lineage: Eukaryota; Metazoa; Chordata; Actinopteri; Scatophagidae. Gene Ontology annotation, biological process: fatty acid beta-oxidation.